CAUACACGCGCGUGCACUCAAGUGAAGUCAGUCAAGAAGCGCGAGCGGUGCGGAGACCCGUCAACUGUACGACCAGGAACGACCGCGUCUAUUAGACUACCGCUUAAAACUACACAGACUGAAAAAGCAUCUCUGGUGUUACACUGACUUGGAGAACUCUGGAACUGCAGGCCUGUUUGUGCAAUCAGAUUUUAUGAAGAUUUAAUCAUCAUCAAUGAGGACACUGAGCAUGGCUGUGUUCAACCAGCAGAAAGUGGAGGAUUUUUAUGAAAUUGGAGAGGAGCUUGGUAGUGGGCAGUUUGCUAUAGUGAAGCGGUGUAAGGAAAAAAGUACAGGUUUAGAGUUUGCAGCAAAGUUCAUAAAGAAGCGUCAAAGCAGAGUGAGCAGAAGAGGAGUACGGCGAGAAGAAAUAGAAAGAGAGGUGAACAUCCUACAGCAUCUGCAACACCCCAACAUCAUCUCCCUGCAUGAUGUCUAUGAGAACCGCACCGAUGUGGUACUCAUACUGGAACUGGUAUCUGGAGGAGAGCUCUUUGACUUUCUGGCCCAGAAGGAAUCUCUGAGUGAGGAGGAGGCCACCGAGUUUCUUAAACAGAUUCUAGAUGGGGUCCAUUACCUGCAUGCCAGAAAAAUAGCACAUUUUGAUUUAAAGCCUGAGAAUAUUAUGCUACUUGACAAAAAUGUUCCACUGCCACGAAUUAAACUUAUUGACUUUGGCUUGGCACAUAAAAUUGAAGAUGGAGUCGAAUUCAAAGAUAUUUUUGGGACACCAGAAUUUGUGGCCCCAGAGAUAGUCAACUAUGAGCCUUUGGGAUUGCCAGCAGACAUGUGGAGCAUUGGUGUCAUCACGUACAUCCUACUGAGUGGUGCUUCUCCAUUUCUGGGCGAGUCUAAACAGGAGACACUAGCAAAUAUUUCUGCUGUGAGCUAUGAAUUUGAUGAGGAAUUCUUCAGCAGCACUAGCGAGCUUGCUAAGAGCUUUAUUAGACAGCUUUUGACUAAAGACACAAGAAAGAGGCUCACAAUAGAAGGAGCUCUCAAGCACCCAUGGAUAAAGCCUAAGGACUGUAAACAAGCUAUGGUGCGCAGACAGUCUGUGGUCAACAUUGAGAAUUUUAGAAGACAGUACGCUCGCCGCAGGUGGAAGUUUUCCUUCAGGAUUGUAGCCCUGUGUAACCAUUUGUCACGGCUGAUGAAGAAACCGCAAGGCAGUCCAGAAGCAGUCCAAGACGCCUUUUAUGCGAGGGACUGUGAGAGCGACCAGGAGGAGGAAGUAGUACAAAAAAGAACCAGGACUAGGAAGAGAAGCAGCACCUCUUGAGGCCCUUCAGGUUUCUCUAGCUUAGACCAACGCAUCUGCAGUGGGCAGUAAGGCCCUAGUCUUAACUAACACUGAUAUGAAAGAGUCCAAGAUGUGUCUUUUACAUAUUUCUAUCUUUUUCUAAGAAAGAGAAACUGAGCCACGGUUAGUGGACACAUACCUUGGGAAUAUUAAGAAUAUACAGUGAUGCAGAUUUAGUAAGUGCCAAUACUGUGUUAUUAAUAUUGUGUGUGUUUUAAAGCUGUGCAAUUAUUUGAUGAACUUACAGGGGAAUUUUUGACUUUUACAUGUGUUUAUAAAGCCAAUGAGUGCAAUGUUACCAUGAAAGAUUCGUGAAGUGUUUUAGUUCUCUAAACUUCUUCCUUUUUAAGUGCUAUAACCUUCAAUUUCUCUUUUACACAAUCCUAUCGUCUUAAUAUGUGCCAUGAUAUUUUGCAUAUGGACUGUCGUGCUAUUUUAAGUCAAGUGUCAUUAUAUAAUUUAACAGUAAAGCUAAUGAACAUUUCCAAUAGCAAAUAUUUGUACAUAAUUGUCAUGCAAAUGUUUGUAUUAUGUAUGAAUGUUUGUAGAAAUAUAUGUACAAUAUGUAUGAAUGUAUGUAAAGUUAUGUGUUUGUGUGUUUGUAUGCUUGUCUUUAUGUACAGUACAGUAUGCAUGCAUGUAUAAAUUUAAUAUGAUUUGAGGUGACAAACGUGGGAAUUUUUUCUUACUGUCUUUUACAUUUUAAACUUAAAAGAACAAGAUUUGUCAGCUGUGACUUGUGAUAUUUUUAUAAAAGUAUAAAUAGACUUGAAUUGUUUUAGAAUUUACUGUUUUAUUGAAAAUGUUAUCCGUAUUUUUGUAAUCAGGCAAAAUGUGCUACCUCAGAACACACAUCGAGGAAAAAUGGUCGCACUCGCAUAGACUUGUUGGAAAUUUCCAAAUUUGCUUUUAUUUAAUUAGGUGUAAUGGAAAUGUAUCUCCUCCACCCCACCCCCACCAUUUAACUAGUGCAGUAAGAUUGGUCCAGUGAUGCCAUCUUUGUUGUAACACCUGUUGUAACACCUGUUGUUUUUCCAUAAGACAUGCUACACAUGCUUGCCGCUUAAACAUGCCGCUGUUCUGGGUAUGAAGUUCUAGAUGGUAUUUUCUGAGAUGAAGUGUAAUUAUCUAAAGGAAGAGAAGGUGCUCUUAUUAAUUCAUCAAACAAGCUAACUCUUAAGCUGCUUUGUCAAUACAGUAUCUCCCUUGACUUGGAAAUAUGACCCAGGAUGGGUGCUGUGUAAUGGACAAGCAUGACUGAUUACAUUUUAAAACAUUUUUGCACGUAUGGCCAAGCUGUAAACAUAUUUAAUUCUUUAUAAUAUUCUGUUUAAUAUUAAGGUUUAAUCUUUUGUGUGUUUCUAGGUUUACCUGCAUUUUACAAAAAGCUUUCUGUCUUGAAAUUUCCAAUUGCAAGAUGUGUGUGUGUGUGUGUGUGUGUGUGUAAAGUAAAAACUAGUCUAGGACUCUCAAAAUGUAAAAUGCUCCAUUUUUUAAAAGUGACCAACAAAUGUGUAUGUAUUUAUUAAAUUUCUUGUUUGCUCA
This is a messenger RNA of Clarias gariepinus (North African catfish), 2887 nucleotides long. RefSeq names its product death-associated protein kinase 2b (gene dapk2b). NCBI's taxonomy places the organism in Eukaryota, Metazoa, Chordata, Actinopteri, Siluriformes, Clariidae. The coding region runs from base 215 to 1321 and encodes 368 amino acids. Gene Ontology annotation, cellular component: nucleus; cytoplasm. Gene Ontology annotation, molecular function: protein serine/threonine kinase activity; ATP binding. The record is from RefSeq and is a predicted model, not a curated record. Gene Ontology annotation, biological process: protein phosphorylation; intracellular signal transduction; positive regulation of apoptotic process. The transcript is spliced from 12 exons.